Molecule: messenger RNA, 1281 nt
Organism: Rhagoletis pomonella (apple maggot)
Lineage: Eukaryota; Metazoa; Arthropoda; Insecta; Diptera; Tephritidae
Exons: 3
Coding region: 1-1281 (426 amino acids)
Source: RefSeq, a predicted model, not a curated record
AUGUUCCACCAAAUCAAUGUACGCGAAGCAGACAUGCACGUACAAAGAUUUCUGUGGUGUGACAAAGAUGACGCGUUGGACAAGCCCAGUGUAUAUGUCAUGCGAGCUUUAACAUUUGGCAUUAGCUGUGCGCCAUUCAUUGCACACUAUGUCCGCAACAAAAACGCAGAUAAUUUCGUGCCACAACACCCGAGAGCCGUCGACGCCAUCAAGAACCACCACUACGUAGACGACUUCAUAGACAGUGAGGAUAGUGAGCAAGUGGCGUUAGAUCUGGCAGAGGCAGUGAAAGCGAUACAUGCAUCAGAAGGCUUCUAUAUCCGCAAUUGGGCUUCAAAUUCAGCCUUGGUAUUGGCGCGUUUGGAAAAACGCGUCACAGGAGGUCAAGCCCCCGUGCAGCUGGGCGCAAGCGAAAAAGUAUUGGUUUGCGAGGUUGAAGCGAGACGUAAUACCAGCAACUUAUCACCAACUAAGCGUGAAGUCCUACAAGUUUUGAUGUCAAUAUUUGACCCUUUGGGAUUCUUAUCCCACUUUACAAUUGCGCUUAAAAUUCUGCUACAAGAAAUUUGGCGAUUGCGCAUCGACUGGGAUGAGGAGCUGCCAGACGACCUGUACUCAAAAUGGCGUCAAUGGAAAACAACCGUAUCACAAAUGCUGUCCAUAGAAAUUCCGCGAUGCUACUCACUUAAUCUGAAUAAAGCAACGGACGUUCAGUUGCAUACCUUCGUGGAUGCCGGCGAAUACGGGUACGCAGCGGUGAGUUACUUACGGGUGCAACUCGGUAACGAUGUAGAUCUUUCGUUAAUAGCGGCGAAGUCAAAAGUGGCUCCCCUGAGUCCAGUUUCGAUACCACGGCUGGAGUUGCAGUCCGUGAUAACCGGCGUACGGCUUGCAUCAAAAACAGAAGUGAUUCCACGUUUACCUAUCAAGCGAAAAGUUUUCUGGACGGACUCGUCUACCGUGUUAAAGUGGCUUACGAUGGACCCUAGGCAGUUUCGGCAAUUCGUCAUGUACCGGGUAGCUGAGAUAUUGGAAAAUACAAACCUUCAACAGUGGCGGUGGGUACCCUCACGACUCAACCCUGCAGACCUCGCAACUAAGCAAGAAUCCAAAGUGGACAGCGACACGUGGAUCAACGGACCUUAUUUUUUGAAAGCCGAUGAAAACGAUUGGCUUAGCCGUAAAGACUUUGGUCCAAUCGAUGACAGCGUCGAAAUCAGACAUCACGCUCUACACAUACAAAUACCUAAGCAGCAAUUGGUGAUGAACAAGGCAUCAUGA